GUGAUCAGCUGUUCGGCGGGAGCGAUGAGCCACCAGUUUUCAUUCAAUCGUCGAGUCGUGCGGUCGUUUCGUUCGUUUCGUUCGUUCGCACGCCGACCGCCGCGCUCAACCCGUUGCUGCAGGCGCUCGGCACGGCCCAGCUCUUCCCGCUGCGUCUCAUGCUGAGGUCAAAGGCGGUGCGGCCGAGUGGGCGGCCCUCCGCGCGCGUGGUCACCUGCUCGCACCCGUCGCCUGCCCGAGGGCAGCUGAUCGGCAAGCCGGGCGAUGCUCCCGGUGCGGUCUCCGUGCCGCCGCUCGCUCCGCGGCCACGCGACCGCUCCCCGUCGCCGCUUCGUGUCAGCGAGCUCUCGCGCCAGGGAGAGCGGCGUUCGCCCGGCUCGACGACGGGGGGAGGGAGAGACGAGGAGAUGGAGCGACGCUGCAGGGAGAAGGUGCAGAGGCUCCGGGACGAGGUAGGCGGCCCUGACGGACGAGCUGGAGGCGGAGAGGGCAGCGCGAUCCACAUGGCGGGCGGAGGAGGCCGCACCCGGCACCGCGAGGGACACGGACGGGGGCUGCUCGUGCCGUGGUGACGUCUCCCCGCCGCUGGGCCACGUUCUCCGAGACUCUUGUGGAGGUGACGCGUCUGACAGCAGCACGGGGCGGCAGCUCCUCAAGGCUCGAGGCUCGGUGCUGAGCCGCCUCGAGGAGGCCGAGGAGGGCAGCAGGGAGGUGUGCCGCCACGCGGCCGCUCUCCGGGACGCCAUCCAUGACAUCACGCACGGAGGUGACUUGACUUUGGCAGAGGCGGCCAGGAUGGAGGUCCUUCUGUGCAGUCUGUUGAGCGUGGAGGGCGCCUUUGGGGCCCUCUGCCCGCUGGCGCGCAAGCAGCAGGCCCGAGAGAAGGAAAAGUUGUGCCUGCGGGACGAGGAGACACUGCUGCUGAAGAAAUUCACGCAGUCGCAACUCGACAACGAGAGGCUGUCGCAGCUUCUCCAGGAAAAACAAGCGGAGGUGCAGCACGUGACCACGCAGCUGGAGAUGCAGAAGGACGGAGUGCGCGUGACCGCGUGGGAGUCGCGGGAGCUGGAGGGCGAGCGCGCUCGUCUCCAGCGGCAGCUGAGAAGCCGCGCGGCCGACGGGGACCGCAUGGCGGUGCGCCUCGCCGUUCUGCAGAAGUCCGUGUCGCGGCAGCGUGCCGAGGCGGGGCGCCUGCGGCGCGAGGUGGCGACGCGUGCCCGCGAGAGGGAGCCGCUCAAGGCAGCCGCGCGCUCCUACAAGCGGCGAGCGGAGCGCGGGGAACGCGACGCGCGGCAGCUGGGGACGCGGAUACGGGAGACGGAGGAGCGCUUGGUGGAGGCGUCGUCCGCGAUGGGGAGCUGGCGCCGCCGGCACGACGAGGCGAAGCGGGAGAAGGCGGCGCUCGCGGCUCGCGCGGAGCUCCUCACCGAACGGAUCGGGAGGCUGCAGGACGACGUGCGGGCUCUGGAGGAGUCUCCCUCGGGGCGGCAGGAGUUGGCGGCGCUGGCGGCCGAGCUGGCGCAGUUACACUCGGACAACGAGGCGCUGCAGGUGUCGCUGCGAGAGACGGAACGGAGGGAGAGUCGGCGGCAGGAGGAGGUGGAGGCACUGAAGAGCGCCCUGCGCCAGCAAGGCGACUCUGCCAGCCAGCUCAAGCAGCAGGUGGACGCGGUUCGUGAUGAGGCCGAGGUCGCCCGUGCCAAACUGGAGUCUCUGGAGGCUGAAAAUCAUCGGCUGCAGCAGCAGCAGCAGCUCACGGAAGCAGUGGAGGCCCUUCUUACCGUGAGGCAGAUGGCGCCGCAAGAAGGGGCGUCACAGGGCGGGGACGUUGCUGCCGGCGCCGCGAGGGUGCGCAGGCUGCGGGCCGAGGGGGAGCAGCUGCAGGGCCUCGCUGAGGAGCUGGGGAGCGAGGCUCUGGAGGCGGAGCGCCACGUCUCAGCGCUGGCUCGCACGCUGGACGAGCGCACGGCGGCGCUGGCUCAGGAGGAGGCUCGGAGCCGCGAGGCCGAGGCUCGGCUCGGCAGCCUGCAGCGCCAGCUCCGCACGGCGCGCGAGCGAGCGGACGUGCAGGUGACCCAGGCACGCGAGCAGGAGGCCCAAGCCGAGCGGACCGCUGAGGGCCACGUGUCCGAGCUGAGAGCCGAGCUGCGGAGAGCACAAACCCAACUCGACCGCCUGCAGCGCUCGGCCCAGCAGGCGGAGCGCGAUCGGGAGAGGGCGGUGGAGGAAGCAACGUCGCGGCUGAAGCGAUCUCACGACGGGACGGGCUCCCUGCAGAACUACGUCAGCUUCCUGCGCGGCUCGUACGAGCGGGUGUUCGGAGGCAGCCUCGCCAUGCCCGUGCCGCCACUCUCCCCCGUGUGACAUCAAGGAAGAAGAAAAUAUCACGCAUACGCACGGAUUUUGUAAUGCUUUCCAAGAGCGCCCGUUGGUCCUCGUAAGUAUUUAAGUAGCGAUACUUAUCAUCCGCUCCUGGAUGAUGUCACAUGCAAUUAUGUCAUUGCCUUGGCAGCCAAAAGACAAUCCUCUUGGAAUUGUUUUUUUUCCAGGUUAUGGGGAAACCUUUUGAUCAAUUUGGCCGUUCUUCUCUUGGUAAGCUCCGAAUAGCAACACAACUUUCAUUCGGAUAGCAUCUUGACGGGGUUUAUGUGGGCGCACCUCCCACCCGACCCUCUAGACAAACAGCAGACGGAGGGAAUGCAAGAAUGCUUUCAACCUCUGGGAAAGUGUUCAACAGAAAAAAGGUUGCGAAGUUGAAUUGCGAGCCGAGAAAUGUUCCUUGGUAACGCUGCCCCGCCGAGAUGCUGAAAGACGUUCGUGCAUGAUUUCUGUCCACCCAGAACGAGGGGGUGGGGGGAGGUACAUCGAUGCAGCAUAACACGCGGGGCCUCAUACACCGGUCCUCAUAGAACAGUCUAAAAAUCCAAAUUUGAACUGACGUUCGUCUUCCGACUGUUUCGACAUCACGAGAACCGAUUUUGACGCACCACCACCUACCCCCAAGAUUUUCUGACUGGGCAUGCGAAUCACGGGAAAAUAAAUAAUUGUUGCGGUGUACCGCCAGUACGUUCGAAUGUGCAAACAAGAUUUGGUCCCAACACUACCCAUCAACUUCUGCACUAAUUAUUAACGUUAUUUAAAUACUUACGAAAACAAACCCAUUAAAUAAUCCCUUCGCGUUUGCACGAUUUUCCAUAAUUUGCUUCGGUUAUUAUUAUUCACAACCCCCUCAAGUCGAUUCACGACUGAAGGUGUCCUUAGGCCGCGUCGGCCAUUGGAGUCGUCUGGCCCCACUUCAGCACGCUGGUCAGUGUGGGUUGGCAAAAGACGGUGGGUGGGGGGUGCGGUAUCAGGGCUCGUUCGGAUACCACCACCACCGAUGUGAGCCGUGGCUGGGAAUCAAACUCAGGUUGUUGGGUUCAUAGCGCAGUGCUCAAACCACUGUGCCGGUCCUCCGCGGUUGUUCAAUGCUUAAUGGUACUUUGUGGUGCCAUAGUUUUAAUUAAGAAACCCAGUGAUGUGCCUUUUAUGUACGUGUGCAGCCAUAAGUGAAAACAUGCAAUGUACUUUACCGAUCUCAGGGUGUUUUAGUGGGGACAGCUCAUUGAUGGCUCCUCAAGUAAUGUACAUGAUUUGAUGGCGAUGCUGUGAUUGGCGUCUGUUAAGUUUACAAAUAAUCGGUUUGACUUCUGUGUGUAAUGUAUGGAGUACUGCUGUGUCGGUGUAGAUGUGUUUAUCAGCUUGUACUGUGCUACAAAUUUAGAAGCUCCUGAAACUUCGGACCAGGUGGUGAACAACCGAACUUGAAAACCUUCAAGUUCGGUUCGUAUGUGAUUCGUAUGUGAUUUUACAAUAUUUACAUGUUCAUAUAUUUAACUUUACUGAGAUUUGUGUGUCACUUAUAUGAAGGGCUAUUGCAAAAUGAGCAAUUGCAGACUUAUCAUGCAUUGUUUUAGUAUAGUGGAUUUAAUGAUUUGGAUUUUUAAAAAAUUGUCGACACUGGGACCAAAAGUCAGUGGAGAACACAACCCUGAACAUAUUUAUGAACCACGUGAGUCCGUGCCAAAACCAGAAGCAUAAUAUUGGCAUCUCGCAAUGAACUCUUGUUAACUUAAUCCAGGAAAGGUUCGUCAAGUCCCAAGACUUUCAGGAGGUUCAUGCCAAGAUUUUGCAAGAGGGGAGCAAUGUUUGCUCUAUGUAAUCCCAAUGAAAUAAUUUGCAGGUAAUUUUCCGAAUUGGAAUGUUUUGCCAAUUCCGGUAAAGUUUGGAUUUUUUUUUAGCAAAAGGUCAUGGAAAAACCCACAUGCAGGGCAGGGGUACAACAGUCGACCUCCACACAAUCGCGAAGCUAACCCGGUGUUACCUUUGCACCACAUCCGUUCAGGUGUACCUGCCAGCUGCAAUUCCUGAUGUGUGCUGGGGCCUGGUUUUGAAUCCAGGGCAGCGGAUUCAUUUACAUUCUCUGUCGAGAUGAGUGAGCGGUGUUUUCAAAGUGUGCCAUCAGCCUCUCAUUUCAAGAUCUUCUAGCCCGUGUUUGUUUUUACCGUUCAAUAUGCAGGAAAACAUGGUUCAUGGUUCGCAUAAAAACGCUUUCAGAAUAAUUUCUGCACAAACUGAAAGUUCCAAAUAAAAAUUCAUGAAAAUGUAUAUUUCCGUUUUCCUUACAUUUAUAUUCAAAGGAAUAAGCAUAAGAAAUGUUAAUGCGAAAACCAACCCAUUGUGAUUAAUGGUGCUGGAUAGAUCAAUGAACGAUGCUAUGAAAAAUAAUAAGGUUUACCCUUUCUGGCAAUAAAACAGGUGUUAACAUGUUUAAACACCAAAUUGAAACCUUUUUCAAGGAGUCAAUUCUGCAUAAACCACACGUGCUGUUUGGUGAACAUGCAAACUGCUAAUAUAUGCAUGAUUUGAAACUGAUUGGCCUACACCAGACAGCCUUCUUUACGGCCAAGUCUCACCGGUGUUAGACAAGAGAACGGCAAAAGGCGAACAGCACAAAGACAAGGCACAUACAAGAUCAUUUAGAGCUCGGGUUGAGGCGCUCUAUCACGGGACCUUAUUGCCAGUAUGCGUGUUCACCACAAAAGUACGUGUGGUGAAUGAGGACUUGAUUCCUUACAAAAGGCUUCACACCUGUGUAGUGACUUGUGGCGUCACUACCAGGUGGACACACACACAUGACGUCAUCCCGUCUGGGAGCGGGAAUGACGUCACGACUGGGUGAGGGCCCCGGGGGUUGAG
Molecule: messenger RNA, 5238 nt
Organism: Lethenteron reissneri (Far Eastern brook lamprey)
Lineage: Eukaryota; Metazoa; Chordata; Hyperoartia; Petromyzontiformes; Petromyzontidae
Product: outer dense fiber protein 2-like
Biological process (GO): regulation of cilium assembly
Cellular component (GO): centrosome
Source: RefSeq, a predicted model, not a curated record